AUGGAAGGUCAUUCAUAUGUUUCAUGUAUCAAGAUUAAUGGAGUUCCUAUUUUACCACCAAUGGUAACUAAAGAUAUUAAACAAGAAAUAUCUAAUUAUAAAGAAAGUGCAAUAAAUGUAGAAAAAAAAUUAGCUGUUUCACGUACUAUAGGAAAGGUGAAAAUAGAAUUAAAAGAUAUAAAGUGUAAAAAAAAAGUUCACGAUUCUAAAGAGAAUUUAAUUAAUUUUGAAUAUGAAAAUGGUAAUUAUAAUGAAACUAAAAUUAAAACUAAUGUAGAUGUAAAUGAUAUUCCAAUAAGAACUUCAAAAAGUUUUUAUGAAAAUUUAGAAAAAACCUUACAGUGUAGUAAAAAGUUAAACAUGAGAUGUAAGUCUGAAAAUCAGAUAAAUUUGGCUCCUGAUCUUAUUUCAAGAUCAGAAUCAAUAAUUGCUGAUAUUGACACAGAUUAUUGUUCAAAUGAAACAAUUCCAAUAAAAUCUGCAACUACUGAAACAAUACCAGAAAUUUGGAAACCACAAGUGCCUAAAACAUUAAAUAUCAUUCCAUUGACACUAAACAAUGUUCCUUGUAAAGGAAUUAAAAAAUGUCAAGAAAGUGAUUUAGAUAACUUGGGAGAUACUCCUAAAUUAGUACGGCAAGGUUCCUAUAUAUUAGAUACUCCAAGUCCUAUAUUAUUGGCACACAUGCAAAUGGAGCUAGCUAGUUCAACUUGUGCUCCUUGUUCAGAGUAUAUCCCAACAUCAUGCGCGAACACAAAUCAACGAAAAGAGUGGAAUGUUACACAAGCUAAAAUUGAGUGGGAGUAUGAAGCUAAAAAUAAAAAAUCUAUUCCUACAAGAAGUUAUUCUAAUACUGGUCAUGCAAUGUGUAAAUCUAUUUCUUUACAAACAAAACCUGAAUGUUCUUUUACAAUGUAUCCAUCAACAAAAUCAGUUGAUUGCAUUCAAACAAUGUUAACUGAUAAACAUAUUGAUGGAAGUAAUACGCAAAUUGAUCACAAGAAAAAUCAUAGUAUAUAUAAUAAUGAUGAAAACAGACGAAGACUUGAAACAUGGAAUGAAUAUAACAGCUCUUGCACUUUUAAUCCAGCGUAUAAAUUUGGAGGUUCCUUGGAAGAUUUAAACAAGCAUAAUAAUAAAUCUACAACUGAUAAAUUGACAGCGAAGCUCUCGAAAAACUUAGAUAUACAAGAUCCUAUAUCUAGACUGAAAUCUAAUAUUGCAUCUGAUAAACUUUUAACAGUUUAUAAAAAAGUACAAGAAAUGCAUAAAAAACAGAUGGCAGAAUUAAUGUUUCGACAACAUAGGGAACAAACAUUACUUCAAAAAGAAUUUGAGAAACAGCAGUUACUUUUACUGGCUGAGAUUAAGAAAUCCUUUCCAGAAAUUUCAGUUUCAUUAUUUCCUGAAAAUAUUUUAUCUCCUUCUUUUAAUCAAAUUACAACUGAUAGUGACAACCUUUGUGAAAAUAAUAAUAAUAAUAUGCAAAGUGUUAAUAGAAUAAAACAUAAUUCAGAACAAGGGGAUGAAAUAAAACAUUUACAAGAUGAUAAUAUAAAAAUGGUUCCAUGUCCAUUAAAUUAUAUUUAUUCUGAAGUAAAUUAUGAUAAUUCUUCUUGUUCUUCCAAAUAUUCAUAUACAGUUCAGUCAUCAGAGACAUCAUCAAAUGUGAAUAAUUCUAUAACAGAAAUAAGAGAAGGAGAUAUGGAGAUACAAACAAAUGAUACAAAAAAUUAUAAAAAAAAAUUAUUGGAAGAAAGUGACAAAUGUAAACGUCCAAACGUUAGUCGAGAAUUAUUUCCUUUAGAUAGCAAGACUAUUCAUGUACCAAUCCUUGAUAGCACAAUAUAUGAAACUAAACAUAUAAAAGCAGCAAAUGUAAUAAAUGCAUAUGUAAGAGGCUAUUUAGUACGUAGAAUAAUGCGGACUGAACGUGUGAUUGCUUUGAAAAACACAUACAAAGAAGCUUUACACUACAUACUUAAACUUCACAUUGAUGCACCUCUUAACCGUUCAGAAUUUAAUUUUUUACAUCGCCUUCAACUACAGUGUGAUGCAGCUUCUAUGAAUGUAGUGGAGUUGUUUGCACAAAAUCCUCAGAAAAGAAUGCAAAUAAUAGCACAAGAUCGUGAAAUUAAACAAUCUCGCAUAGAACGCCCAACAUCUGCAAGAUCAUAUUCAUUUGCAACUCAACGAACUUUGGCCAGGAAAAAACUGAAGGAGAUGGAAGACUAUCAACCAACUUCGUUCGUUCGUUCAUGUUUGUCGAGAUCAAGAUGUCAAACCUGGACUUCAGAUAUUAAAGAAAGACUUAUCUCUUCAAAUAUUUUAUAUCAAAGUAUUAAAAGAAGUACUAGCGCUGGAACUGUACGUCGACCAUGGCGGUAAAUUUAUAAUAGUGCCUUUUAUUACUGGUUUAGUACAUGUACAUUACGUUAUAUGUAAACAAAUCCACUUUGU
Eufriesea mexicana is the source of this 2460-nucleotide messenger RNA. Its product is annotated as Centriolar coiled coil protein 110kDa. Lineage: Eukaryota; Metazoa; Arthropoda; Insecta; Hymenoptera; Apidae. Bases 1 to 2388 code for a protein of 795 amino acids. The record is from RefSeq and is a predicted model, not a curated record. Gene Ontology annotation, cellular component: centriole. The transcript is spliced from 6 exons. Gene Ontology annotation, biological process: centrosome duplication; regulation of cytokinesis; centriole replication.